Molecule: messenger RNA, 3160 nt
Organism: Lobosporangium transversale
Lineage: Eukaryota; Fungi; Mortierellomycota; Mortierellomycetes; Mortierellales; Mortierellaceae
Product: WD40-repeat-containing domain protein
Exons: 4
Coding region: 286-3045 (919 amino acids)
Biological process (GO): endonucleolytic cleavage in 5'-ETS of tricistronic rRNA transcript (SSU-rRNA, 5.8S rRNA, LSU-rRNA); endonucleolytic cleavage to generate mature 5'-end of SSU-rRNA from (SSU-rRNA, 5.8S rRNA, LSU-rRNA)
Cellular component (GO): nucleolus; small-subunit processome; 90S preribosome
Molecular function (GO): protein binding; U3 snoRNA binding
Source: RefSeq, a predicted model, not a curated record
AGGACUUUCUCUUCAACUGUAUGUGCUCUGUGCGUCGCUUUUAGUUCUUUUUUGACGAACAACAACAGGAAAGGCUCUUCACUCUCUGUUCAUCGCUUCCGCAACUGACUCUAUUCUCUCCAUUCACUUCUCUCAAAACCCUUAUUCACUCGUGCUUUUUUUUGGCUCUACCUUCCAACGCACCUCCCACCUCAACUAUCACAUUUAUCCCUUGCUGACUCUUCCUUUCUUAAUAACAAAAGGAAAAGAUAGCAAGGACAUUGACAUAAUCCUUACACAUCCAUCAUGGCUCCUCAAGCACCGCCUCAGGGCAAAAUCCACUUGAAGACCAGCUUCAAGUCAACACAGACGAUCGAAUCCAUCUAUACUGGAGGAAAAGUCUGUAUAUCUCAGGAUGAACAGUAUCUCAUCACGACGGUGGGUGAAGAUAUUGACGUGAUUGAGAUCAAAACUGGAAAAAAACUUUGGAGACUUGAUGGAGAUACCGAAAUGAUCACCACAUUUGCAGUGACUCCGGAUGGGCAUACCCUUGUCAGUGCUAGUAGGAGUCUUCAACUCAAAACCUGGGACCUUCGUACAGGAACAUUGACAAGGACCCUGAGAGCUCAUGAAGCCCCUAUCAUUGUCAUGGCAAUCGAUCCAACCUCAACCCUUGUCGCCACUGGAUCUGCAGACAGUACAGUCAAAGUCUGGGAUAUUGUUGGUGGAUUUUGUACACAUAACUUCAAGGGACAUGGUGGUGUCAUCUCAGCUGUACUCUUCCAUCCAGAUCAAUCCAAAUGGUGGCUAUGCUCAGGAGCUGAUGAUUGUACAGUCCGUGUUUGGAACCUUAAAACCAGAAAACCUGUUGCUGUUCUGGAAUCCCAUGUCUCGGUUAUUCGUGGAUUAGCAGUCUCCAAUUCAGGGAACUCUUUGAUCAGUGGAUCUCGCGAUAAGGUCGUCAAUGUCUGGGAUUUAAGAACGAUGAAACUUGCGACCACAUACCCCAUCUAUGAGACUUUGGAGACAGUUGGUAUCUUACAAAAGUCUGUGAUCCAAUCCAUCGGUGAUAAGGACGUCUCGGAUCGGGAAAUGUUCUAUACUGCUGGAGACUCUGGGAUCAUCAGGAUCUGGGAUUUAAAAUCAGGAGAAUUGAUUGCGAAACAGAAGGAAGAAUUGGGUAGUAAAUCUGGGAUCACUGAUGUCUUGUAUAAUACGAACUCCCAGCAGUUGGUAUCGAUUACAAGCGAUCAAAAUAUUCUCUUCUUUGAUAUUGCCAGAGACUUGAAGCGUAUGAAGCAGAUUGUGGGUUAUAAUGAUGAAAUCGUUGAUGUGACAUACAUUGGAGAGGAAGAGCACCAUUUAGCGGUUGCAGCCAACAGUGAGCAAAUCAGGGUCUUCAACCUAAAAGAGUUUGAAUGUGAUCUCAUUUAUGGACAUUCAGACACCGUUAUUUGUCUGGACAGGAGCACCGAUGGAACAUUAUUGGCCUCUGGCUCUAAAGAUAAUACUGCCAAAGUCUGGACCCUGGAUCUGGAGAAUGAAGAUCCAGAUGAGAGAUACAAGUGCAUUGGAACAUGUGUCGGACAUACUGAAGCUAUUGGUGCUGUUGCUCUAACCAGAAAAACUGACGGACUUUUGCUCACUGGAGCACAAGACAGGACAAUCAAAUGCUGGGACCUCAGCACUGGCGACUUGGAUGAACCUAAUGCAGAACAUCGGUUCAAGUCUCAUUACACUAUCCAGGCUCACGAUAAAGACAUCAAUACCAUCGCUAUUGCUCCAAACGACAAGGUGUUUGCGACUGGAUCGCAAGAUAAGCUUGCAAAGAUUUGGAACCUGCAGGAGGGUACACUCAUAGGCACAUGCAAGGGCCAUAAACGUGGUGUCUGGUCUGUCAAAUUCUCCCCUGUCGAUCAAUGCUUAGCUACUAGCUCAGGAGACCGAACAAUCAAAAUUUGGUCCCUGAACGACUUUAGCUGUUUGAGGACAUUUGAAGGGCACACUAAUUCGAUCUUGAGGGUUGAUUUCUUGACCUCAGGUCUUCAAUUGGUUUCAUGUGGUUCAGAUGGUCUUGUUAAAUUGUGGACAAUCCGUACGAAUGAGUGCGUGGCAACGUUGGAUAAUCAUACGGAAAAGAUUUGGGCCUUAGCAGUACGCAAAGAUGAAAAUAUGGUGGUAACAGGAGGAGCUGACUCGAUGAUCAACCUUUGGGAAGAUUUCACAGAGACAGAGUAUGCAGAAAAGAAGCAAGCCAAGGCUGAUCAAUUGCUCAAAGAGCAAGAAUUAUCAAACUAUUUAAUGCGUAAAGAUUGGAAGAAUGCCAUCACACUCGCCCUUUCGCUUGAACAGCCCUUCAGAUUAUUGCAACUCUUCAAUCAGAUCCUGCGAGACCGUCCUGAGGAUGACACUUCGAUCACAGGCUUGGAAGCUGUAGACAAGGUUCUUAUGGGUCUAUCACUGGAUCAAAUUGCAAAGCUUCUUGGUUAUGUCCGUGACUGGAACACACAUGCUAAGAACAUGCGCCCAGCCCAAACAGUCCUUCAUGCGAUUUUGAGGCAACGCAAGGUGCAAGAGAUGACUGAAGUGCCCGGAAUCAAGGAUUUGUUGGACGGUCUUUUACCCUACAGUGAGCGUCACUUCCAAAGGCUUGAGAAUCUCUCAGUUCGGAGUUAUGUGGUUGAUUAUACAGUUCAGGCUAUGGAUUUGAUGACCAUGAUGGGCGAUAUGGAUUUAGUUGAAGAAGAUAUGGAUGAGGAUCAAAAAAAGCUUCGUGCACAAAGGAAAACAGAGGAAGAACGUAUGAUCAAGGAAAGACAAGAUGCAUUCGCUGCUUCUAGGAAUGCACAUGUCUCGGGGCCCAUGGUCAAUGGCACUGCCGUAGUAGUAUAUGACGAGGAGGAUGACGAGAAUGUUGACGCUGACGGAGUCGGAGAUGGAAAUGAAAACAACGAUAAAGGAGAGCGAAUGGAUACUGAAAGCGAAAGUAAAAACAUUGAAGCAAGGGAAGAAGACAAAGACAGUGACGAGGAUGAGGAUGAAGACAGUGACGAAGACAUGGAGUAGUAUAGAUAAUCUAGCAUCAUCAAUAGACAUUACUUUGCAUUUAUAUUUUCUUUAGUUGUUCCCCUUAUGGUUUUUUUUAUUUAAAGAAUGUGAUUUUUUAUAAUACAUACAGCAG